UGCAGUGGAGAGAGACAAGAUCGCCCAAUGACAUCAUCAGUAAGCAGCUCUGUUGACAUCAUCAGCAAUGCUCUUGUGAAAAGGACUCAGAUCGUGAGAGUGGAGAUGGAGAUGGCUUCUGAUCUGGACGUGGAAGAUCCUGACGUGCAGAGGUCCUUCCUACAGCAGAUUGAACAGAGACUGAAGGCCAAGGGGUUGAGAGCUGUUCAGUUGUCCUGGAGGAAGCAGCCAGAUGGAAAGGUGUUCCACAAGAAGAAGAACGACAAGAAGAAGGAGAAGAGAGAUGAGUUCUAAACACACACUGAGUUUAUGUGGGGAGGU
Messenger RNA from Engraulis encrasicolus (European anchovy), 321 nucleotides. RefSeq lists its product as uncharacterized. Lineage: Eukaryota; Metazoa; Chordata; Actinopteri; Clupeiformes; Engraulidae. The record is from RefSeq and is a predicted model, not a curated record. The transcript is spliced from 3 exons. Bases 28 to 294 code for a protein of 88 amino acids.